GGAGGAGUGAGUGACGACGUGUCGCUGACGGCCUACAUCACCGCCGCUCUGCUGGAGCUCAACGGCAACGCAACGGACGCCGUGGUGCAGAACUGCCUGAACUGUCUCAAGGAAGCGGCGGCCGGCCAGCUGGACAACCUGUACACCACCGCCCUGCUGUCCUACACCUUCGCUCUGGCCGGAGACGUGGAGAUGAAGAGCAAACUCAUCACGUACCUGCAUCAGAAGUCCAACACCCAGGGUGGCACUCGUCAUUGGAACAGAGCCGGGGCUUCUGGGAAAGGCCUGGACUCUUUGGAGGUGGAGAUGAUGUCCUACGUGCUGCUGGCGCUGCUCUCCGGUCCGGUUCUGCCAGACUUCGGGUUGGAUUACUCCUCCGGCAUCGUCCGCUGGCUCGCCCAGCAGCAGAACCCGUACGGGGGCUUCUCUUCCACACAGGACACCGUGGUGGCCCUCCAGGCUCUGGCGAAGUACGGCGCCGCCACCUACAGUGCAGAGGGCAGCACCACGGUGACGGUGACGUCGUCGGGAGGCCUGGACAAAGAGUUCACGGUGGAUCAGAGCAACCGGCUGCUGUACCAGGAGGAGACGCUGAGCGAGGUCCCCGGAGAGUACGCCGUCCGAGCCCGGGGACAGAGCUGUGUGCUGGCUCAGAUCUCGAUGCAUUACAACGUUCCUCCUCCUCCAGACUUCUCCGCCUUCAACGUCUCUACGGACAUUAUGGCCAAAUGCAACGUCAGCCGGCCUCAGCUCAUCCUCUUUGUGCACGUCAGGUACCAGGGCAGGAGGGAGGAAACCAACAUGGUCAUCAUCAACAUCAAACUGCUGUCUGGAUACAUUCUGGAUAAAAGCUCCCUGAAGCUGCUGAAGAGCGACCGCUCGGUGAAGCGCGUGGACGUGGAGGAAGGAUUCCUCAACAUCUACUUAGACGGGCUGAAGAAGGAUGAGACAAAGAUCCACAGUGUGACACUAGAGGAAGACGUUGCCGUCAGGAACCUGAAACCAGCUGUGGUCAAAGUCUACGACUACUACCAGACCAGUGACGAGGCGCUCACUGACUACACAUCCCCCUGUGCAGAGCACGACAACGUCAACGAGCUGUGAACUCCACGAUGAAUCUCCGCCGGGACGUCUUUCCCUCGGAAGAAAGAAACUUCUUUUCUUAGACCGUUUUAUUUUUCCAGCUGUGAUUCUUUGUGGCUGAAUUCCACUUUUAAGGACAUUUUAACUUUUUCUUACUUUAGCUUCCUCGUUAGUAAAGAAGCAAUAAUCAGUCGGCAUCAUCAUGUCAGGAGCUGCUGCCUCUCAACACUGGAACCUUCACCUCAUAAAGAAGACGACAUUCUGUAACGGUUCUGCUUUCUUUUAAUAGAUUUGACAAAAUCCAUAUUAUUCAUACAGGGAACCAAUAACACAGUACGGUCCGAGUAUUGUGUGAGUGUGUGUGUGAGAAACAGGAUCUACUUUCUAGAAAUAAAAACACGUGUGUGUGUGUGUGUGUGUGUGUGUGUGUGUGUGUGUGUGUGUGUUCUGCUGUACCAGUUUAAAAACAAAGGUAGAUCGAUACAUCACUACCGUACACUUUCAAAUGUAACGACUGACAAUAAAAUUUCUAAAAUGACAAAAAUAA
Anarrhichthys ocellatus (wolf-eel) is the source of this 1630-nucleotide messenger RNA. Its product is annotated as alpha-2-macroglobulin-like protein 1. Gene Ontology annotation, cellular component: extracellular region. NCBI's taxonomy places the organism in Eukaryota, Metazoa, Chordata, Actinopteri, Perciformes, Anarhichadidae. The annotation marks the transcript as partial. The record is from RefSeq and is a predicted model, not a curated record. The transcript is spliced from 10 exons.